UUUAAUUAGGACGAACUUUUUGGAAGCAGAAAAAAAAAAACAGUGUGUGUGUAGCAGUCGUUGGAAAUCCAGCUGUUUUGACCGAUAUUUGUCUCAGUUGAGCGGUCACUUUACCCCCCCAGCAGCCCGGACGGUGCAGGCAGUUUUCAGCACCAUGGAGAGCGGCGUGGUGCACAUCUAUAAAGAUGACAGAUGUCCCACGGGGCAGCCUGAGGAGUGCGUCCCAAACUUCACCUGGCAACCCGGCUUAUCGGACAUCUUCAACUACACACCCAACGGCACCUGGGAUGCUGAGCCCGAGCCCAUGUCGCCCAUCAUCCCAAUUAUAGUCGCGGUGUACUCCGUGGUGUUUGUGGUGGGCUUGGUAGGCAAUUGUUUGGUGAUGUAUGUCAUCAUUAGAUACACCAAAAUGAAAACAGCCACCAACAUCUACAUUUUCAACCUGGCUGUGGCUGAUGCUCUGGUCACCACCACCAUGCCCUUCCAGAGCACCGACUAUCUGCUCAGCUCCUGGCCGUUUGGUGAAGUGGCGUGCAAAGUCUUCAUCUCCAUUGAUUACUACAACAUGUUCACCAGCAUCUUCACUUUGACCAUGAUGAGCGUUGAUCGCUACGUGGCUGUGUGCCACCCCGUCAAGGCCCUGGAUUUCCGCACACCCGUCAAGGCCAAGAUCAUUAAUGUGAUUAUCUGGGUGUUGUCGUCUGCUGCCGGGAUACCAGCAAUGAUACUUGGCAGCACCAAAACCAAUAACGGGACUACAGAAUGUGCCCUACAGUUCCCUGAACCCUACUCCUACUGGGAUACCCUGAUGAAGAUCUGUGUCUUCAUCUUUGCCUUUGUGGCGCCCGUCAUCAUCAUCACUGUCUGCUACACACUGAUGGUCAUGCGGCUGAAGAGUGUGCGUCUGCUGUCGGGCUCACGCGAGAAGGACCGCAACCUGCGUCGGAUCACGCGCUUGGUGCUGGUGGUGGUCGCCGUCUUCGUGGUGUGCUGGACGCCGAUCCACAUCUUCAUCCUGGUCAAGGCUCUGUCGGCCAAUGUGCCCGAGACCACUCCCGUCAUGGCCGCCUACUUCUUCUGUGUGGCGCUAGGCUACACCAACAGCAGCCUCAACCCUAUCCUCUACGCCUUUCUUGAUGAGAACUUCAAGAGGUGCUUCAGAGACUUUUGUUGUCCUGGUGCACAGGGACACGGGGACUGCCAGGGUGUGAGUCGGGUGAGGAGCACCCUACGGGAUCACUCGUGUCCCACAGAAGCCAGGGGAGGUAUGAGGCAAGCCAGGCCCGUAUGACUAGCCAUGGACGUGUCCUCCAUGCCCUAUCAGGGCUGGGAGGACUCCAAUGACCUGGGCUUGACUCAAAUCACCACUGCCAUCUGAGGGCGGCAAGUGAGAGUAGUUGUUAUUUCUUCAAAAGCAUAGUCACUUAAAGAAUAAGACUGGUGAUAUUCUACAUUUGUCUUAUUGUCCGCAAAUCCCAUCAAAAGACUAAAACCAACGCUGAAUGAUCCUACGAAAACAAGUAUUAGUAUGUACUACUUAGUAAGAAGUAGCUUAUUCCUCCAUUGUGGUACAAAAACUAUUAACAACACAUCAAUGAGCCACACAGUUGUACAGGAUGACGUGUUCCUUUAUUACAAUGAACAGAGCCCCAGUAGUUUAUUUUGACCCAAUGCCACUGUUUCUCUGCCACGAAAUAUUCACUAGAGCACCAAAUGCGUACCAAUCCGCCACUGAAAAUAGUCCACAACAAAUGCACUUUUUGCACCUGUUUGAGUAACAUUUGCUAAAAACUAAAAUGCCCAGCCGUUUUAGGAAAUUCCUGAGACUUUUUAAA
This is a messenger RNA of Thunnus maccoyii (southern bluefin tuna), 1835 nucleotides long. RefSeq names its product opioid receptor, kappa 1 (gene oprk1). Gene Ontology annotation, molecular function: neuropeptide binding; dynorphin receptor activity. NCBI's taxonomy places the organism in Eukaryota, Metazoa, Chordata, Actinopteri, Scombriformes, Scombridae. The record is from RefSeq and is a predicted model, not a curated record. The coding region runs from base 155 to 1291 and encodes 378 amino acids. Gene Ontology annotation, cellular component: neuron projection; membrane. The transcript has 4 exons. Gene Ontology annotation, biological process: G protein-coupled opioid receptor signaling pathway; sensory perception of pain; neuropeptide signaling pathway.